Messenger RNA from Fonsecaea pedrosoi CBS 271.37, 783 nucleotides. RefSeq lists its product as uncharacterized. Lineage: Eukaryota; Fungi; Ascomycota; Eurotiomycetes; Chaetothyriales; Herpotrichiellaceae. Gene Ontology annotation, biological process: ubiquitin-dependent protein catabolic process. Bases 1 to 783 code for a protein of 260 amino acids. The record is from RefSeq and is a predicted model, not a curated record. Gene Ontology annotation, cellular component: nucleus; proteasome core complex, alpha-subunit complex; proteasome core complex. The transcript is spliced from 3 exons.
AUGUUUAGAAAUAACUAUGACAACGACUCCGUCACCUUUUCACCUCAAGGCCGGAUAUUCCAGGUCGAGUAUGCUCAAGAGGCCGUCAAGCAGGGAUCGGUAGUUGUCGGGGUCGUCAGUAAGAAGCACGUGGUUCUCACUGCUCUGAAGAGAAAUGCCGAAGAACUAUCCUCGUACCAGAAAAAGAUAGUGGGUGUCGAUGACCACCUAGGAGUUGCCCUCGCCGGUCUCGCCUCAGACGCCCGUGUCCUUUCCAAUUUCAUGAAACAACAGUCACUCGCCUCAAAAAUGACCUACGGCCGUCCGAUACCCGUCGAGCGCAUUGUGAAUAUGAUUGGCGACAGAGCUCAGACCAACACGCAACACUAUGGCAAGAGACCCUACGGCGUGGGACUGUUGGUGGCGGGUGUCGAUGAGCUGGGACCUCACCUGUUCGAGUUCUCUCCGUCAGGGAUGACGCAGGAGAUGCUGGCUUGUGCGAUUGGAGCGAGGAGUCAGAUGGCUCGAACGUACCUGGAGAGACACUUGGAUAAGUUUGCGGACUGCGGCCGUGAAGAGUUGAUCAAACAUGCGUUGCUCGCAUUGAAAGAGUCUUUGGCGCAAGACAAGGAGCUCACAGUGGACAACACCAGUUUGGCGGUGAUCGGUAUCGGCGAGAAAGAUGGUAGGAAGAAGCUGGAGGCCUUCAAGCUCUAUGACGGACAGGACGUUGGGCCGUUGCUUGAAGCGAGCGUGGAGACGACGGCAACUGAAGGCGGAGACGCAAUGGAAACAGAUUCGUAG